AUGGCGUUCCCCAUCAACGACGUUGUGGUGGAGGUGGUGGCGUCGUUAGACGGAGGCCGGCAAGAAUUCACCGAAGAAUACCGCUGCACGCUCCUUCUCGACUUCGACCUGGGCUCAUUGUCAGUGCAAGAAAUUACCUACUCGGCGAUCGACUUUGUGCUGCCCGGGCGCGGUGAUAUCCGUCAGGGGAUUGCUCUAAAAAGAGCGGCCGGCGUUGAGAGCUAUGUGGUGCGCUUCACAAUCCGCCACCCAGAUGAAGAUACGCUUGAGACAAUUUAUGUGACGCUGGAGAGCAUGAAAUGGGGCAACAACGUGAUGGAACUCGAUGACGAUGAUGGUGAUGUCGCUGUUGUUCCGCACGAGUCGUCCGACGGCGAGCACACGGAUUCGUUUGGGCCGGAAGGUCCGACACGUGCUCAGGUUGCCGUUCUUACGCAGCCCGCUGCCAAUGCGCGUCGAAUUUUGCCCGGCAAACCCUCGAAUGCCGCUGCCUUGGCCACCGUUAUUGGUGGACCGAGCAAGAAGCUCAAAACUUUGUUGGCCGAGGCAGAACGACGAAAGCUAGUGAAUGGAGGCCCUAUGCGCAACUUUGGCAUCCCCGGAACUGGCCCGCUGGCGGGACCUUCCGGGAACGACACGCCAAAGCUCGCCGACACUGAUCCAUUCCAGAUUGCGAAAUACCUGAAUUCGUCGCCCGGAGUUGCGAGCCAUUCGAUUAGAGGGCGAGGAGGAAGGGGACGAGGACGCUACCAAGGACUCACUGAACUCAUCAGACAGCAGCAAUUAGAGCAGUCCACCUCAACGGCAGUCGCAAUGAACGGAGCCAGCCAAAACAAUGACGGGAAAACGCUGGCAGACAUUCUCAACACUGUGGCCGCCACCACAUACGUGGAUCAGUCGACUCAAACGGAUCGCCCGCUAACCCCGAAUCAUUUCGGAACGGCCAUCUCUACACAAACGGAUCCC
Messenger RNA from Mesorhabditis spiculigera, 966 nucleotides. The record is from the annotation of a GenBank genome assembly. Lineage: Eukaryota; Metazoa; Nematoda; Chromadorea; Rhabditida; Rhabditidae.